UCAACCAUAAAGAUGGCGUGUCCUACCAAACAACAUGUGGACAUCGUGGAGUUCAGAAAAAGUCGACUAAACACUGUCAAGGUGAGACAAGCUGUUUUAGCAUUAUUUUCACAACAUAAACUGAAGCAACAGUCCAAUUCAACCUUAUUUAGCGAUGAAAAAUACUUGCAAAUUCAGCUUACAACAUGGAAAAUUUCUGGUGGCAAGAAAAAAUUGCUCAAAAUUAAUUUACCACAUCCAGUGCGAAGUGAUGAUGUUGAUAUUUGUUUAAUAUCAAGAGAUGAACCAGGUAAAGAUAGCGAGUCCUGCAUACAACAUGUUCAAGAUUUGUUUCAAGAGAAAGGUGUCAGUAAUAUUAAAGAGGUGAUACCAUUGAAAGACUUGAUUGCAGAGUACAAAUCAUUUGAAUCAAGGAGAAAGUUGGUGAGAAUGUACGAUAUGUUCUUGGCUGACAAAAGAAUCUUUCACAGACUUGCACCUCAUACUGGAAAGGAAUUCUACAAGAGAAACAAAUAUCCCAUCAGGGUGGAUAUGGAGAAAUUUUUUUUUCACAGCUCAAUGUGUGUUGCAACUACAGAGCACAGUGUUGAAGAUGCUGUUGAUAAUGUAAUUGCUGCAGUUGAAGGGUUAACCACGAAAAUCUCAAAUGGCUGGAAUAACAUCAAAGCGCUUCAUCUAAAAGUUGAACACUCAAUCGCACUUCCUAUUCAUGAAUCACUUGUAUUUGAAGAUUGGUGGGCCGAAAACAAAAUUUUCAAAGAAGACAUUCAGAAAAUGAAAAGGCAGUUAACUUUGGAAAAACGUACAGCAGAAACAGAUGACAAAGAAGAAGUAUCAGAACAGAAAAAAGCCAGGAAAAAAGUGAAACGUAAAACAAAAUGAAGGACUUAAAAGUCUAAGCAAAUCUAAGUCUAAUUUUUUUUAAAUGUAAAACUUUGGAACUUGCAUUAAAUAGCUGAUAAAAUUAUAAAUUAUCUCUCUUCACCUGCCUAUUUACAAUUUAAUACCCAGCUGGGGAAAAUAACCAGUAAUAAUGGGAUACCUUCAGGACCACAAGUUUCACCUAUAUCGAGGUGUUCCCUUUAUAGUUGGCCAUAGUGUUAAAAGAUAUACAGUCCUUUCCCUGUUUCGUAACAGAGUUCUAUUGUAGUUUAAUUAUUUUUUUCUCAUUCUGGACAGCACCACCAACGUGUAAAUUAAUAUGUAGACGGAAUAAGGAAUCCAGGAAAAGAAAAAGAAAUUGAGUAAGGGAUGCCAAAUAAAUUUGGUAUGGUGCGCAUUAAGUGCAGUAAAGGGUAACCCAAAAUUAGGGCCUGGAACUAAGGGCAAUCUCGUCUCCAGACCUACCCUGCUGGCAUUAAUCGUGGCAUUCAUAUUAGCAUGAUAAAUUGAAUAAAAUAAUAAUAAGUUUA
Molecule: messenger RNA, 1412 nt
Organism: Anneissia japonica
Lineage: Eukaryota; Metazoa; Echinodermata; Crinoidea; Comatulida; Comatulidae
Product: ribosomal L1 domain-containing protein 1-like
Exons: 6
Coding region: 13-882 (289 amino acids)
Source: RefSeq, a predicted model, not a curated record